Amyelois transitella is the source of this 2387-nucleotide messenger RNA. RefSeq lists its product as uncharacterized. Lineage: Eukaryota; Metazoa; Arthropoda; Insecta; Lepidoptera; Pyralidae. The transcript is spliced from 4 exons. Gene Ontology annotation, cellular component: membrane. The record is from RefSeq and is a predicted model, not a curated record. The coding region runs from base 249 to 719 and encodes 156 amino acids.
CAAUUUUCUUCAUUUUGUUUUUUUUAUCACAUUUUUGAGAAUUACUUGGUUGCUGAUUUUCGGAUUAUCUCUAUAUACUAAAAGAUAACAAGUUUUCCUUUUAUAAAUAAAGGACACCAAAACUGCCAAAGCCAAAACUUGUUCAAUUACGAAGUGGAAGAAAGCAUGUGAAAAUUGCAUAGGUACCCAUAAAAAUUGUGUUAGUACCAAGUGUAACAGUGUGAAGAGUAAAAGAAGUGUAGAUAAACAUGUACGACAACUAUGGAAAUAACCAGGCGCAGGCACCUCCCCAGCCUACUCAGAAGGUGCUCCGUUUCGACAAAAACUAUAUCAAGACACUGCCUGGAAUACUCAAGAUAGUCGAAUUGCUAUGCAAUUUCAUCGGCUUCAUCUGCAUAAAGGUGUCAUGGAGCAUGUGGGUGUCAGCCAUCUUCUUCAACAUCCUGUACUGGGUGGGGAACAUCAUCACGUGCUUCCUGUUCGUCAUGUACAUGUUCCACUUUGUGGAGAAGUAUGACAAGUGGCCGUGGCUGAAGCUGGAGUUCUUCUUCUGCUGCGCCAUGGCCCUCGCUUAUAUCUGCUUCUCGAUUUUUGCUGCCACUAUCGGUGAAGGUGUUGGAUAUGCUGUUGGGUUUUUCGGCCUGUGCGCAAUCAUAGCAUACAGCAUUGACGGCUACUUGAAAUACAAAGGCUGGCGGCGGGGCCUGCCACCGCAGUGAGUGCCCUGACCUAUAAUGUUUUCUUGUUGACCAAAUGUGUUUUUUUUUAUGUAUGUAAGUUAAAGAAUUUUAUCACAUAAGGUAUAUUGCGUAAAGAUCUACUUUGGUUUUAAAAACCAAAAAAAUGUUGAUAAUGUAUUUAUCAAUUUAAUAAUCAAUCAUGAUUAUAGAAUACAUGAUAAUUUAUGAACGAGCAGGUUGAUAACUGAUAAGUGCCUUACAUAAUGUUUACUUGUGUUGGGGGGUGUGAGAUAAAUCGCGUCACAUAUUGAAAAGCACUUUUGAUACUUAUUCCAAAUAAUACAAAAAUGGGCGGUUAAAACUUUACCUAUUUAUCCAACCAAAUCAAGAACUGUGGGAUGUGUGUGUGUUUGUGUGUCGGCGCGAAUUAAAACGACGUGUCACGAGCGCAGCCGAGCGUACGGUCUCCACACAUUCGGAGAAUUUAUUUUAUGAUCUAGUUAUUAUUAUGGCGAUUUUAUUAAGUUAAGCUUGUUCAUCAUUUACUAUGUCCUUAAAUAUGUAACGCGAUUUACCAAACACCCUGUAGACAACGAUUGAUAAGUCUAUUUUAGAAACUUUAUAUAAAUGCAAUUAUGUAUAUUUUUGAAAGAAAAUUUUAACCAUUUGACUAAGAAUCCAUUAGCUCCAAUAAGGCCCCUAUAUGUGGCAAAAGUUUAAAAUUGUUUCUUAUAGAAAAUAGUUUUAAGCUUUUAUUCCAAAGUCAACGGCUUCAUAGGUUUAACAUCUAUAUGUACCCAAAUUAUAUGAGUAGUUUAAGUUUUAAUAUAAUGGGUGAGACUUUUACCCAUAUUGGGGUGGCAAAACACAGACACAGAUACAGAGGCACCCUAAUUGAGGAGGUCAUAACACUGAAAUCGACUAAAAUUGGAGAUACUUUUUUGAUCAACGGGAGUCAUGUCGCUAUGUUUUAACUAAAGACUUCUCGAGAUAAAUCAUAGUAAUAUUUUUCUUAAACGCUCAAGACUAAUUUUACUUAAUAAGAAAAAUAUGUUAUUCAUGAGAUGGGUCCAUUUUCGCAUUUUAUUCAUAAUAACUAUUUUAUAGACAGAGUUAGUGCUUGGAUUUGGAUAAAGCAUUGAAAGGGUUAAAUUUGUGAUUAUUUCUUUAAAUGCCACCAUUACUGAGUGACCUUUUUUGAUAGAUAAGUCUCUUAUUAGUUACUUUUAAUUUAACUAACAGUUUGAUAACGUUUAUAGUGAAAAAUAUCGCUAGGUUAGAUCUUGUAAAAGGUUAGGUUCGCUGCAUAUAAUUUAAGUUUUGUAUAAUUUACGUUAACUAAGUACCUAACCCAAAGAAGAGACAUUGAUCCCCGUAACGAAAUAGGAUCCAAUUAAAUAUUUCCUUAGUGCCUAACUAUAUUCUUACAUUUCUACAUAUAACCUAUAUCAUAUUUUUUUCCAAAACAUUUUGUAUAAAAAAUCUGUAAUAAAUUUUUGUAAUUAACAAACGUUUAUCUUUUCCACUGUUAAAAUCGAAUAAUCAUCCUAUCAGUCCGCUAUUUAUUUAUUGUUCGUAUUGGAUCGGACUUAUAGAAAUAAGCUAAGAUAAAGCUAGAUAAUAAGUUUCUAUUUUUACUAUAAAAUAUUAUAUAAUAUGUUUGUGACCAUUUUAUAUACAGCCCAUUGUUCUAUACUUAUACAAAAU